Molecule: messenger RNA, 4397 nt
Organism: Coregonus clupeaformis (lake whitefish)
Lineage: Eukaryota; Metazoa; Chordata; Actinopteri; Salmoniformes; Salmonidae
Product: centriolar coiled-coil protein of 110 kDa
Exons: 14
Coding region: 225-2828 (867 amino acids)
Biological process (GO): centrosome duplication; regulation of cytokinesis; centriole replication
Cellular component (GO): centriole
Source: RefSeq, a predicted model, not a curated record
GGAUAGAAAUGUAACUGGGCCUAAAUUAUGUUGCUAGGAGGCGCUGUUGCGACCGGAAGAGGUCGAUGUGAUGAGGACCAUUUGAGGCAAACCUGAGAUUGAAAAGAGAAAUUCACGAUUCUGAAAUUCUAUAAACAACAGAAACCAUAAGACAAACGACGCCAGGAGAUAUUAAUUUGUCUUCGACCUUGUCUUUAGGCAGUUUUGAGAGGCUGGAGCCAAACAUGGACAUGGAGAGUUAUGAGGACUUCUGCCUGCGGAGCCUGGCCAGACUGCAGACUGAGAGCCAGGGGAAGAGCCAGGGCCAGCAGACAGGCUGUGAGCCACCUGGUCUUGUGGAAGCUCUCUCCUUCAUCCACUUCCAUGGAAGGGCUGUGCUCUCACCCUUGCUGAGUGUGGAGCAGCGAAGGGAGAUGUCCCAGUACAGACAGAGGGCUGCCCAGCUGGAGGUGGACAGACAGACACUACGCAGCAGCAGCCUGCUGGCCAGGGUUCAGGACAUCCUGGACAAUGCUCAGGUGGACAAAGUACCAGAGAUGGAGGGUAAAAUGGAUCCACCAACUCCGCCAUAUUGCCUUUCCCCAAAACCUGAGACAGUGAAUGGCUACACCCUGGUGACAGACUCCCCUGGGCUUCCCAGGGGUGGUGGUGUGGUUGGGCUACACAUAGCUGAUCGGCCCACCACCCCUCAACCUGAGUCCCCCAUAGUCCUGAAUGCGUACAGAGCAGAGGAGAGAGUGAACCAGGUAGAGGAGGGGAGGUGGGAGGUAGAGAGGGGAGAAGAAGAGAUGGGGGGCGUUCAGGAUGUGAGUCUCCAGAGCCUUCUGAGAAGGUCGAGGGAGUACGUGGAGAGAGAGCAGGCCCAGAGGGGGACAAAGGUCAUCGGCGGGGUAACUCCAACCACCCCGGCCGCAGAGAGCCUCUCUGACAAGGAGAACGAGAGCCGCAGUCCUCAGGGAGAGAUGAAACCUGAACAGGGGUACAGCCUGCGCCACAGUCCGCUAAGCCCACCUCAGACCCAGGCCCACAUCCCGCACCAGAGCCAGUAUCCUGUCCAAGCUCAAGCCCAGUACCAGGCUAUGUGUAAUCCAUAUGACUCCCGGUUUAGCUACCUUUCGUCUGGCCUCCCCGACGCUUACGCCCUCCUGCCCAGCCCCGAACCCAGCAUGAGUCCCCGCCCCCACCGCCGGCGACCACGCCCAGUGUCCACUGGCAACAUCAUGAUCUCCUUCCCUAUUGGCCCGGCCGACCUCAUCCCCAGAGGGCUAGUGGGGAGGCACCAGGAGAGCGCUGUUGUCAUGGCGACAGGGGUGAUGAGGUCACCGGAUCAGGGGUCAGGCGUCAGUGACGGUAGCAGUAGUCAUCGUAGCAGCCAGUGUGGCACCAGCCAGGUCCAGGAGAAGAGCUGCAGCUCAGUCAGUACCUCCGGACCCGGUUCACUUGGGCAUCAUGACGUCAUCAGCUCUGGGUCUCGCCGGCGCUGCCACACCCUAGACAGCCAGCUCCACUCCUCCCAUUCUGCCUCGGGACCUGGUAUGGACCGCAGCCAGGAGAGGCUCCCGCGCUUCAUGGGGGGAGUGCCUCAUUUGCCCCCCAGCCGUAGGAGCCCUGCGGUCCCCCUGAACCAGUCCUAUGAGGUGGAGAACCCUUCGGCCGCGCUGCUAAGGCCCCACGUGAGGCCCUUGACCCCUGACCCCUCUCCUUGUCACAUCAAGAUGAGGCUGGAGCCUGAGGGGCCUCCGGGGCCCCAUGAUGGACGGAUCACACCCAGCUCUUCCCUAGAGGAGCAGGACAGUAAAACAGAGGAGACCCAGCGACGUGUGAGUGCUCUGGAGGAGAUGAAGAGGCGUCUGGAGGAGGAGCAUGCCCUGCAGAUGUCUCUUCUCAUGGCUGAACAGGAGAGAGAACAACAGCGCCUCUGUCAGGAGCUGGAUGAGAAGGAGAAGAGGCUGAGAGAGCAGGGGUGUGGCCGGCCCCUGUGUGGGGACGAUGGGCGUGACCGGAGAUCUGUGAGUGACAUCUACCCUGGCCUCAGCCCUUCCUGCCCUGGCCUUAGCCCCACCCUGAGUCCUGCUGAUAGGUCACCUAGACACAGUGUACAGAGCAUGGAUUUCACCUCUCCAUCGAGCUCCAGUGCUCCCUCUCCCUCCAUGCAGCCUCCUGUCUACCUGUGGGGGCCCACCUGGGGGGCCAGCAAGCCCCGGGGAAGGCUCAGUCAGGUUGUGACAAUUGAACAGCAGAGGGCGCUGUGUCGUCUGGGAGCCAUCAGUCGUGGGUUCCUCACCCGCAGACUGCUCCAGACAGAGAAGGUCAAACAGCUGCGCCAGACCAUUCAGGACACACAAGAGUUCAUCCGCUCAUUCCAGACUGAAGCUCCACAGAAGAGAGGAUCCAUCUCAGCACAGGACCUGUCUCUGCAGGAGAGAGUCAGGGCACAGUUGCGUGCAGCUCAAUAUGACAUCCAUGACAUCUUCUUUGAGAUGCCCCUGGAGGAGAGGCUAGCUCUGCUGCAGCUGGACAGAGAGGUCCGCACAGAGAAGAAGCUAAGAGAAAUGGAGAAAGCCAGGAGCCCUAAGGACAGAGUUCUGUCUGCUGCCACACAGAGGUCACUGGACAGGAAGAAGAGGGUGGGUGAGUCUCCAGGACAAGCCAGGAAAGUACAGCAGAAGCCAAAGAGCCCUCCCACUAACAGGAUCCUGAAGCCAAGUCAGGGUCAGAAUGCCUCAGUCCCAGGUCAGCUAAACCGACAGGGGAGCUGGUAUAGAAAGACCCCGGAGGACAGAGUGAGGCGCUCAGACAGCCUGAAGAAGCAGAAUUCCCUGGGCUAACAGGUUCCUCCCUCAGUCACUCUAUGACCCCUCACUCCCUGACCCUUGACCUCUGGGCCUUCUAUCAGCCCCAUAUUCCACUAUGGUUCGACCACCACCACCACCACCACCACCAAUGCUACUAGUCCCUCUAACCUCCCUCUAACCUCCCUCUGAUGGUUCAGCCAGUGCUCUCUGUCCAUGGCACACCCUACCCAAUAGAUUGUUACUAUAGUUACAUAGAUUUUUCUACUAUUACAGACUUAUGAACAGUUCAUGUAUUCCUUAGGUUUGAAUGCUGCUGUGCACUCUUGUGCCAAGAUAAUUACUGCAUUAAUGCUGCUAGCUAGCUAUAUUUGCUGCUUAACUUGCAAAGACUUUGCAGCUAGAGGUAUUCUUUAGUGGAUAUGUAGUAUGGAGAUGGACUCAAAGAAGCAUGACAAAAGUAAAGGAAGUAGAUUUCACUAGUCAGGGGUGUGGAUUGUCUUCUGACAGGUGGCGUCACACCUCCGCUCGUAACCUCAACGUAGUCGUGGCGCUAUCUGACAUAAGACAAUGAGAGGUGUGUUAACUGUAAAACACACUGGUGGCCUUUCCAGACACACCUCAGAGAGUUAUUGUGUGAUUACAUAGCUUUAACCUUUGCUAUAGUAGCCAUUACAAUGUCAAAUGACGCUGCUGGUAGUCACAGAUAGUUGCCAUGUAAAAAAAGCUAUUUUAAACCAAUUUAUUUCUAAUAUCAUUUUUCAGUUAAAGGGUCCCUAUAAUACAUGGUGCUGAACUCUGCUUUGUGUGAAGUCUGUAACAUUUCAAAUUGGUUUGUGUGUGAUGUGUGCAAUUUUAAAAUAUCAAUGUGUUUUGCUGCGAAACGUCACGGCCAAAUGAGAGAAAAUGUACAGUUGAAUGUACUAUUGUCUUAUUUUACUGUCCCAAUAGAAUCAUGCUUUGGUUUCAGAUGGUCGGAUAACCGGCAUGUUUGAGCUGUAGCUGACAGACAAGCCUAUGUCUCUGGAGAGUAUUUAGAAUAUCCCAUACAUAAAUGAAGCUGCCUUUCACAAACAAACAUGACUGAGAUAUCUGGAAUAUCUGAAACCUGCCAGUGUAUAUGAGAGGAUUUACAGAGAAAACAUUGACAAUGAAAACCAAAGUAACUCACCAGUGUGCAGUAGCUAUAACAUCCUUUUCUCAGAGCAGUCUUCUUGUAGCCUGGCUGAUGCGCAGGCCCAUGUGGUACACAGUUAGAGGAGAGCUUGUGGUACAUACAAGCACGUUAGCCAGGGAAGUCUUCUUUCCCCACCAAGGGGCUGAUGUAUCCCACCUAGGACAAUCCUGGGAGGGAUACAGCAUACACUAAGGUGUCAUUAACAUGUCAUUAAUAUGUCAUUCUGUGAAAGAGUUGUAUACUGACUCUGAGUCAGUUGCUAGGGGAUUUUGUAUAUUAAUAACUGGCUCAUGUAUCUGCUUAAACAGCACUACAUCACCAUACAUGGCCUUUUGUAGCAGUGACGGAUUUCUGGUGUUGUUGUUGACUCGCUUUGAUGAAUUUACUUUGUAAUUUGUGUGUUGAAUACAAAACAUUUUGUAAUUUUC